AUGGGCUGUCAAGCAAGCACAGAGACUUCAGGAACCGGCGCCACAGUGAACUGUUUCCAGAAGCCGCCAAAAGCAGAUUCGGAGACCGACGAGGUAGAGAUGCUUCAUUCCGAUACCAUCUCAUCGAAGCCAUCUACGAGGAGUGUGGUGGAGUCCGAGUUCCACGUGGGUGACGUGGCGCCGAAGCCGAAGAAGAGCCACACGAGGCAAAAGACUGAGGAAGCUCUGCAGCUUCCUCCAGCAGGACGCGACCUCCUUGACGACCUCCUUGACCAGAAUGUGUAUAAGAUGGAGAAGUUCUUGCAGGAGGUUGAGACGUCACCUGAGAGCUUGGUGAGCAUCAUCGAGGCCAAGCGCGCGAGGUGUUUCGGUGAGAAGGUGCCGUUUCGCGGGCCGAUCGCGAAGGUGGCGUUCCGGGGGCCAAUCGCGAAGGGAAGGAAGCAGAGAGUGAAUGACUUGCGUGACAUCUAUACCAUGCUUUGA
Molecule: messenger RNA, 483 nt
Organism: Symbiodinium natans
Lineage: Eukaryota; Dinophyceae; Suessiales; Symbiodiniaceae
Source: the annotation of a GenBank genome assembly